GGUGCGGGCUUCACAGGACGAGGCAUUUUCCACAUACACACACACGGAGGUCCCGCAUGCUCUAUGAUUGCAGCAUGCCAUGAACGGCACUCCCCGGCUCCGGUCUGCUUUUCCGCAGACACCACAAACCGCUCCGAGAUCUAGCAACUACAGUAACAAUACUCCGUCUCGGCCUGGGCUGCACAAUGGGGUAGUCCAGAAGUCGUCUGCGAAAGUCGCUACGAGCCCAUCUGCUGCAAACCCGCCCCUAAUACCAGCUAACGUUAUCGACGCUCCAUCGCAGCGACUUUACGUUGCGGCUUUCUACCUGGCCCUCAAUACUUGGCGCGUGUACGAGUCCUGGACUGCAUCUGACGAUCUCGAUUCGACCUGGCUGUUUCUCAAAUGGGCGGCCGUCGAUAGCGUCUUCCUUUUUGGCUUGCAGGCGCUGCGAAUUCCCUGGUUAGAAUGGGCUUUCCCUACAACACUAGCCAUCUUCUUGAUUCAUGUUGCUGGAAACAUUUUUCUCAUGUUCCAAAUCCCUAUUCCUGUGGGUGCUUGGGUUUCCGGGGCAAUCAAACUAGCUUAUGAUCGGGAAUUGUCUAUAUCAGAACGGAGUGUCAAACCGGGCGACAUUAUCCACAACGCGUCUCUUAUAUUGGGCAAGCAAAUCGUCCAUAUACUACCGGAGGGCUCUGCAAUCCUAAAUCCUGAUCACAUACCUCUCUGUAUCGAUACUCACAAAACUGCUAUCGAUCUACCUAUACGUAUUAAUCAGACCGAUCCAAUCUUGAUAGAGCUGUUACGCCUGGAUUAUGACACCGGUAGCAAUGAAACCAUCUCAAUAUCAGCAAAGCAGCUGAAACAUAUGAAGCGUCAAGCAGAAAAGUCUGUCCCGAAAACAGCGUCCAAGCUCCAUCGUGAUCUCAUGUUCUCCGUCAAGCGACCCGGAUUAUAUCGGCUGCAAAGAGUAGUAGAUGAGUCAAAUCUCGACGUUCAUAUGAGAUCAUCUGACGCUCUCGUUGCCUCGUGCCCUCGGGCAACGAUCAAGAAUUCCCCGAUUCAUAAAUGCCGAGGAGAGCUUUCGAACCUGCUUUUGGUGGUCGAGGGCACUCCUCCCCUUAAAAUCAAGUACAGCAGGCAGGUCAACAGGCUUGACCGGGGCUUUUCUUUCCAGAACAUUCAGCCUGAUCAUCUGCGUUCGCCAUUAUUAGGCCAGCGGACAACCGGCACUCUCUUCAACGCGAAGGACUUCGACGUGACUUGGGCCCGCAGCCAAACCAUUGAGGUUCCGUUGAACGAGUCUCUUAAUGUUGGCGGCGAAUGGACAUAUACGAUCGAGGAAGUCCAUGACGGUUCUGGCAACGUCGCGAAUUAUUCAAUGCUCUUGGAUAUCGCUGACAGACUAUCUACAAAAUACCCUUCACAAUGGCAUGAAUUCUCUGUUCAUGAAAGGCCUCGACUUUCCUUGUCCGGCUGCAAUGAUCAGAGUUUCCUUGAAGUCGCACAUGGGGCAAGCGUGGACCUACCCCUCAAGUAUCACCAGUCAGGACAAGGAUACGAGAACGACGGGCCCUUCUCUCUGGUCUACACAUUCAAUGGUGAGACUGAAUCGAGUCUUGGAGAGUCUCCAAGCAAAAUACGCCAGACAUCUCUGAGGAAUCUUGAUCACAAGCCUCAGAUCAAGGACCCAGGCUGGUACAGGCUGAAUUCUCUUUCCAGUCAAUAUUGUACCGGAGAAGUGCUAGAGCCUUCAUCUUGUUACCUACGCAACCCACCGGAGCCUGACGUGACCGUCAAGUAUGAAAGAGUUUUCGACAACUGCGCAAAUAACCCUAUCGGUCUACUCGUUGACUUGGAUUUGACUGGAUCUCCGCCGUUCCGGCUUCGGUACGUCAUCGAGCAUGCGAAAGGCGUUGAAACCAGAGCACAUACUAUUGAUGGUCUUCGCGCUCAACUUGACUUCACACCCUCAGAAGCCGGUCUGUAUCGUUACCGCUUUCUAGACAUUGCAGACACAGUCUAUGGCUCCCAAUCUCUUCAGGAUAAGGUCCCUGUACUCGAGCAAGAUGUGAAACCACCAGCCUCUGCACACUUCUUGGGGUCUAAGGCUGUGCGUAAAGCUUGUUUCGGCGAACCAGUAUCUCUUGAUGUUGCUUUCUUAGGCGAGGCCCCCUGGACACUGCAGUAUGAAGUGGUCCACAAUGGCAAGAAGACAAAGUACUCCUUGGAAUCUGACAAUGGAAUAUCUACUAUUGUGACGGAAAGGCUCGUCAGCGGUGGAGAGUAUUUGGUUCUGCUCACCAGUGUCAAAGAUCGCUCGAAUUGCAAGCGAACGCUCAAGGACAGCAUCAGGAUUGACGCACGUUCCAAACCUCCUCAUGUGUCGUUUGGCGAGAUAGAGAGAAGCAGAAAAUACUCGGCCUUGCAGCGCUCCAGCGUCGAUAUUCCGAUUCGCUUAAGCGGAGAACGUCCCUGGAACGUGAAGUACAGAAACUUGAACGCCAGCUCUGCUAUUCUUGAAAAGACUUUUUGGCACCAGAAUAGCUUCCUGCCCGUGACACAGGAUGGAAAGUACGAACUUCUUGGUGUGGCCGACAGCUCGUGUCCUGGGUUUGUCGAUCAGGGAGGCAGCACAUUCGAGGUUUCUUGGAUACCCCGUCCCCGAAUCACACGCGUGGAUGGCUCCCCUGUCGGGUCAGACGGUCUAAUCACGAAACGAGAAGUUUGCCAGGGAGACGACGACAGCCUCGAAAUUCGACUCUCUGGGCAUGCCCCGUAUAGCAUCCAAUACGAGCAACAACGAAAGCCUGCACGCGGUUCAUCUUCUGUUCGCGUCCAAAACAUACGAACUGCCCUUCAUGCCGCUUCUGUGGAAAUGGAUACCUUAGAAGCCGGUUUGUAUACUUACAAAUUCACGGAGGUCGGCGACAACCUCUACGAUCAGGAUCCCGGAGUCAAACCCGUGGUAGUAACCCAAAAGGUGAACCCUCUCCCUUCCGCCCGGUUUGAUUCGCCAGGCCGCAUCUACGGGUUUUGCAAGGAAGAUGUCAGCGGCGAGGAAUUGAUCCCUAUCACUCUCGAGGGUGUCGCACCUUUCUCCCUUGAGAUCUCUAUCAAGCAUCACACGAAAGCGAAACCGGAGAUAGUAUCGAUUUCCAACAUCAAUGCGAACAGGCACCACCUCCCAUUGCCACGACGUCACCUGGACCUUGGCCAACAUGUUGUCAGCAUUCGCAAAGUAACCGAUGCACGUGGCUGCCAGCAAACUACCGAGUACGAUGCCUCUUCAGUCAGAAUUUCAGUGUCAGAUGUUCCAACCAUAAUCCCACUGGAAUCAAAAUCAGACUACUGCGUGGGCGAACGACUCUCCUUCUCAUUAUCUGGCCAUGCCCCGUUCGAUAUUUUCUAUACAUUCGAUGGCGCUUCGAGAAAAGCCACCUCGAAGACCACAAAUUUCCGUCGCAUCGCAGAGAAACCAGGCAUUUUCAGUGUCACCGCUGUAAGUGAUGGUGCCAGUGGAAAGUGUAAAGCCCACAAGAGUAUCACCAAAACAAUUCACGAAAUGCCAAGUGUGAGGAUCAGCAAAGGGCAAGUGUCUGUUGUUGACAUACACGAAGGAGGAGAAGCUGAACUCCAAUUCGAGUUCUGGGGCACGCCACCGUUCGAGUUCACAUAUGUACGAAGCUCAAAUGCUCGGAAAGGAAAAAAAUCCGAGAUACUUGAUGUGAAACAUGAUAUCUCCCACGAGCAUACGAAAAUAAUCAAAACAUCAGACGAGGGCACGUAUGAGGUGGUGGCGAUUAAAGACAAGUAUUGUUCUUUUUCAUCCCAAAUACCAGUUGGAAAACCGGAAAAGGUGACAGCCGGUGCAUGAGUUGAUGGAUAGACGGACGGAGUGGCACGUAGUCCAUAGAUCAAAAUAAUACAAUGAAUCAAAACAUUACCUUCAGUGCUGUCAUUAGC
Molecule: messenger RNA, 3945 nt
Organism: Aspergillus japonicus CBS 114.51
Lineage: Eukaryota; Fungi; Ascomycota; Eurotiomycetes; Eurotiales; Aspergillaceae
Product: putative nuclear envelope pore membrane protein
Exons: 5
Coding region: 80-3856 (1258 amino acids)
Biological process (GO): protein import into nucleus; nuclear pore organization
Cellular component (GO): nuclear pore transmembrane ring
Molecular function (GO): structural constituent of nuclear pore
Source: RefSeq, a predicted model, not a curated record